CACACCCCAAUGACAGUGCUUAUAUUUUCCCACAACACCCGUUGUUGUGUGUAUGUGUGUGUGUGUGUGUAAGGGCAGUGGCUGAGUAAAAAGAGCUGUGUCACUUUAUGGCCAAGCCGGCGCGUUGGAUACACGCGGUGAAGUUAUAAACUUUCACUGAAAUGCAGCAGUUAGAAUGGGGUAAAUAAAACACCACACAGUUGAUGCGCUUCAUAAAAUAUUCUAGCGAGCACUGGAGUGUGGAGUCGGUGGAGAUGUGUCAAUUCGAUUAGUUUAUAUUUUGUGUUUAUUUUUGGGGGGAGGGGGUGUUGCAGUACAUCACAUCUACUCUCUGGGGAGGAGUACUUCUGCUGUUUAAUGGUAUGCUCUUGGCAUUGGGGCAGUCCAGUGUUUCACAUCGAUUAUGAAGAUUAUAUAUUCCUGAGAAGCCAUUGGCAGCCCAUGUCCCCCUGAGGGAUCACUUGCAAGUGCAAUCUGUGAUUUUCUUCCUCCCCCAUCUCGAUGAUACUUUAAAGAUUAGAAAACACCUCACCUUACCAGUCUGAGCCUCGGCAGUUCCUGUGGCAAGUGGUCAUCGCUGUCUCUUCCUUGCACGAUUUUUAAAAUCCCCCCUCCCACCUUUUCUCACGUGAUUUUUUUUUUCCGAGAUUCCUAAUCUUAACCUGCUGCCGCUUCAAGGCGUCGUGAGGUUGCUCGCCCGGCGCCGGAGAUGGAGGGUUAUCUGUCGCUGCUGCUUUUCCUAGCCCGGUUGCCGGGCGCUGCCGAGCAGCGUGCCGGUGUGAAGGAGCUGCCCGCGGCUUGGCACUCCAGCGGCGCUGCACCGGAGAAGGCGCGAGGCGAGACCCUGCGUGCAGUUGAAAUCAAUAACUGUUUGAAGAAUGCACCGGAGGUGGGAUGUGCUGUUUUUGAAUGUUUGGAAAACAGCACUUGUGACCUGGAUAAUCUGUACAAGAUCUGCAGCCUCCUUCUCCAGAAUGCAGGAAGCUUUAACACAAAGGGAAAGCAAUUUAUCAAAGAUUUCCUGAAAUGCAAUGCAGUUGGAAUUAAAUCCAGAUUCAGCUGUAGUAUUCGAAGAUGUCCUGCAAUACAGGAGAUUCUUUCUGAAUUGCAGGAGGCUUGUUACCAGAAAAAUGAUAUCUGUGCUGUAGCAAAUGAUAACGUCGAUGCUUUUGCAGAAAUGAUUGAUCUACACAAUAUGUUAUCAAAUAGGGCAUACUUGGAAUUUGUAAAGGUGCUAUUUGACUGUGAUACUAAUAUUGCUGAUACCAUAAGAAGAAGUAUACAAACUCGAUUUGGUCCAAAGCUUGGUAUUUUAAGGAGAAUGAUUCAAGAUGAUUCCUGCAGAAUAUCUGAGAAAGCAACAUUACUCGGUAAACAUCGAACACCAGAAUCUACUGUGAAGCCUGAGAGGGUCAGUAGAAGAGGGAGAAGCCUUGGAUUAGACAACCUUACAUCUAGAGGUGAAUACUGGAACCAGAAAACUGAUAAACCUGUGCACAGAUUUCCGUAAUUAUUCAUAGAUUUCUACAUUUGUUGGUAAAUGUACAGUUUGGUGCUACUAGUGGCUUGAUUGACAAAAUACUGGUAUAUUACAGCACCUUUUAGUCAUCUUAUUCCCCAAAUCUGACAUUGAUCAUUGCUGGAAAAGCUCAGCAAGUCUGGCAGCA
Messenger RNA from Chiloscyllium plagiosum (whitespotted bambooshark), 1667 nucleotides. Its product is annotated as stanniocalcin-like. The record is from RefSeq and is a predicted model, not a curated record. Lineage: Eukaryota; Metazoa; Chordata; Chondrichthyes; Orectolobiformes; Hemiscylliidae. Gene Ontology annotation, molecular function: hormone activity. Gene Ontology annotation, cellular component: extracellular region. Gene Ontology annotation, biological process: intracellular calcium ion homeostasis.